AAACCCGAUUCAUACACCUCUAGUUGAGCAACUUGCAUCCAAAUUCCAAACCGUAUGCCCUGAAGUCGGUUCGAUCAUACCCUUUGAUCGCAAAAUUGACACCUAAAUCAGUUUCAAAUCAAUGAGUUCUUGCAAAAGCUGCAACUCCAAAACCCUAAUCGUCGACCCAGUAACCGGAAACCAAGAAUGCUCCUCAUGCGGCGUCGUACAAGACUUCAAUAAUUUCGAACAUCAAACGUUCAACGCAGACGGAUUCAUUGGUACAAACGUUCGAUUAGGCAAAUCAGGAUCUGGGUAUGACUAUUCUUACCAUGAAACCAAACUUUAUUUAGCCCAAAAUGUCAUAACAGAUAUACUAUCAAGACUUAAUUUAGAACAGAGGUUUGAUGAGGUUAAUACCAUGAUUAAAACAAUAACCGAAGACGAAUACGGGUCCGGAAACUGGUUUAAUGUGCUUGUUGGGGCUUGUGUGUAUGUUGUUAUGAGGAAAGCUAACAAAUUAUUACCUUUGACUAGUGUUUGUGAGAAUGUGGAGUGUGAUGUGUUUGAAUUGGGUCGAAUGGUGUCGCGGGUAGUCGAGCAUUUGGAUUUGAAGUUGCCGGAUUUCGAUAUUGUGGGGUUGUUUGAGAGGGUGUUUAGAGAGUGGGUUAGUUGUAAGGAGGGUGUUGGGAAGGGUGUAAGUGUGAGGAUGGUGAAACAGGGGAUUUUUUUGGUGCAGUGUAUGAUUAAGUGGUAUGUGACGACGGGGAGGAGGCCGGUGCCGGUGGUGGUGGCGGUGAUGGUGUUUGUUUGUGAGGUUAAUGAGGUGGAGAUUAGUUUGGAGGAUUUGGCGGGGCAGUUGAAUGUGGCGGUUGCGACGUGUAGGUUGAGGUAUAAAGAGUUGUUGAAACGAUUGGUGGAUGUUGCGAGGGAGAAUUUGCCGUGGGGGGAGGAUGUUAAUGUUAAGAAUGUUAUGAAGAGUGCGCCGCUUGUUAUUCAGUAUAUGGAGGUGAAUUCGAUGUGUGAUCCCAGAAAAGAUAUUAAAAAUGUAGAGAAUGUUGGUGUGGAUUUGGAUUGUUUAGUGACUAGUUGUUUAAAUCAAGAUUUUCGGCAAAAUGAAUCGGGCGGUUGGGAAAUUGAAGAUUUGGAGAUGCUUAAGGUUUCACCUGAAUGCUUAUCCGCGAUUUAUUCGAGGUAUUUGGAAGAAUAUUCUAACAUGGAGACGUCAAUGAAAAGAGUUGAUGAUGAUAUGAUAGGGAGUGAAAAGUAUGAUUUUUCGGUGGAUACGGAGUAUUGGAGUGGAGAAUCAGCGUUAAGCAAGAAACUUUUUCUCGAUAAAAUAUUGGAAAAAGACGUCGGAUUGAAUGCUAUGCCUCCAUCUUUUGUUAACGGGUGCGUGAAAACACAAAGGAGAAAAGAAAAGAUAAAAGCUGCUAAAGUUAGAAUUGAGAAGAUAAGGCGGCCGUUACUGGCUGCAAAAAGUGUUAAUGAAAAUGAUGACCGAUUGUUACAGGCGAAUUCAAGUAAGAGAAAGAGAAAGAAAUUUGAUCUUGAUUGGGAAGAUUUCGUCGUUGAAACUUUGCUUCUUCAUGAUGUAAAAGAAGAGGAGAUAGAGAAAGGGUACUACAAUGCACUGUUGGAUCUUCAUGUCUUCCAAUCGAUUUAAAACUACGAAGGGGGCAAUGGUGACCUUAAGACUAAAGAUGGAUUCAUUUGGACUUUUAAUUUAAGGCUGUUGGUUGUUUUCGGUUAAAUAUGAAGUUCAAUAGGUCCAAUUGGGAAAAAAUGAAAAUUACUAAGACUGAACGGGUCAGAAUGGGCCAAGAAAGUUAAACGGGUCAGAAUGGGCAUCCUAUUUUCUCGCCUCAACGCCUUCACCGGCAGACAACCAUUGAGGAAUAUGUUGUCCGGCGUUUCGUUGCUACAAUUGGUUAGAAGACAUUCAACCUUUCCAUCCCCAACUCUUCCUCAUCUCGUCUCUCUCAGGUAAAAAGCUUCGUCUUUUUUUGGUUUCAAAAGGUGCGCGUGCGCCUUAGGCGCACUGAGGCAUGAGGUGCACUAAGGCUUAGAGGCUGGUGCCUUGCGUAGGGUGAGGCGCGCCUAAAACAGGAAGCACAAGAAAAGCGCAUUGUUUGGGGAUUUUUCAAGCAUGAGGCGUGCAACUUGUGUAGCAGGGGUGUUUUUCUGCAUUAAAAUGCUGUAGAAUAGGUUGUUUCUUGCCUUGUACAUGUAGGUCAAAUCAUAUAGAAACCUUAUUUAUAGUGAUAUUUUGGACAUGUAUGGAAUUGGUAUAGUACCUGUACCGGUACUGAACUAGAGCAAAACUGGGUACUGAAUACCAUACCGAAUAUAUUGGUAUGGGUACGGGUAUUUCGGUAUGGUACCCGCUUUGGUACCACUUUAUUUGUAUUUAUUUUUUUGAUCACUCGUACGGUCGCGGGUACCACUUUAUUUGUAUUUAUUUUUUUUGAUCACUCGUACGGUACCAAAUAGGUACAAUUGGUACGAGUAUCAAUACAGUACGGGUACCAAAUAGGUAAAAUUGGUACGAACGAGUACCAAUACGAUAUGGGUGCCAAAUAGGCAAAAUCGAUAUGAGUACCAUAAAUAUCAUAAUACGAAAUAAAACAUGAUAUAAAAGAACUUUUAAAGUUCUAUAUAAAAUUCGGUAUUAGUACCCUUUUUUACUCGUACCCGUCUCGAUACUGAAAAUACCGAAUAUUGAAAUCAAUAAAACUAGUUACUGAUACAUGUAUCAAAUACCUAAAAUCCGUAUAGGUACGGGUAUUUGGGAAAAAAAGCUCAUCCUUAAUAGGGAAUGCUAAAAACCUAUAAAAGUUAUAAAAAAUUACAUAAUUGCCUUGCGCAUUGGGUACAAAAAUACCGCCGCUUUUGUGAGUCGCGCCUCGGUUUUAGACCUCAUCACUUUUUGUGCGCUCUGCGUUUUUUAAAACCAAGCCGUCUUUGUACUGCUUCCUUUUCUUCUUCAUCAGCUUGAGGCUUAAAGAAAUUGUUGUGCCUGAAUUUAUUUGUUCAAAUUGGUGAUCACUGGGUCAAACGUUGCUUGCUCUGAUCUGCGUAGACGUAGGUUAGUUUUGUUCAAAACUCAACUUGAUCAAUGGUGAUAGUGGCAUCUCCCAUGGUUUAUAUUAUUAUUAUUGUUAUUGUUAUUGUUAUUGUUAUUGUUACUGUUAUUGUAAUGCUACUGUUAUUGUUGUUUUGUUUUAUUAUUAUUGUUAUUGUUACUGUUAUUGUUGUUUUGUUGUUGUUGUUCCGGGUACAUAAAGGUUUACUUCGUUCUUCAAUUAUUCUAAUGCUAGAGUACCAUUGAAGUUAUCAUGUUUCCUUCGAGUUUCUUAACUUCAUUCAUUUACUUAAAUUACGAUAAUGUUUAAAGAUGCACAUACCAUAGUUUAAAAAAAAAACAGCCGAGGCGUGCGCCUUGAGGUGAGGCGCCCAAAAUACGAGUAUGAGGCGCCCAAAAAUCGAGUAUGAAGCAGCGCCUCAGGGGUUUUUUUGUACGUGCGCCUCACUUGGUUUUAAAAUGCGCACAUAAUGCGUGAUGCGCUGAUGCGAUGCACUGCUAUUACAUGAUGCGAGGCUGAUGCGCCCUAAAUCGCAUAAUGCGCUCGCAUGAUGCGCCCUGAUGUGCGCAUUUUUCUGAAAUCGACUACUAUCGAGUAAAAUUGUACAGCGAGGUUGUAGAAUGUGCUUAACAAGCUUGUACAAUGAGUUGAUGAAAUUUUUAAAUGAGUUCCUACAUAGAUUACUUGUACCUUUUGCAUAUAGACUACUUGUACACUUAAGAGUUCACGGCUUAUUUUGGUUAUAUUGAUAUUCUUUCAUGGUGCUAGAGCUAUUUUGUUGUAUAUAUUUAUUUUAAUCCCUAAAUUUUUAGUGUUUAAAGUUAACAAGUUAAAAUAAUAUCUAUAAAUAUCUUUUUAAAUAACAAACGCUUCGCAUACGUGAUGCAUGCGCAUCACGCAUUGCGCACCGGCUUUUGGGAUCAAAAUGCAUCGGAGCGCAUCUCGCAUUUUAAGAAAAGCUGCGCCUCAGGGGAUUUUGAUGUUUUGGACUUUUUAUGUCGGUUUCAAGCAUUCCAUGUCCUUUUAAUGUGUGUUUUUGCUGAAUAUGAUGAUGAAAGUAGUUAGUAUUUAAUUAUUUAUAAGAUAUAUAAUUUAUAUUUAUUUUUUAAUUCCGCCUUGGGCUUACGCCUCGUUUCAUCUCGAGGCGUACGCAUCAUGAGGCGAAGGGAAAGCCUGAAGGCACGAUUCUGUACUUUUAAACAUUGACAUGUUCCUAUGUUUAUCUUUCAAUUAAUGUUUCGUUUUCAGAUUAAUAAGUGAACUCAAAUCUGCUUGGAUAAUUUUUGAGAACUAGGGCAGGCUAACCCUAAUUAGGGCCGGCUCCCUAAAGCCUACGAACCCAACAAUCUCCCACUUGGAGGCUUUGCAUAGUCCACAAAGUGCAUCCAAGAAACCUAUCACCAGUAACUUCAGUAAUCUUUACGUUCAAGUCUUCCCAGCCUCCAGUUCCAAGAACAAGCUAAGACUUCAGUCACAUCCAAGCCACCUAGUUGCAACCACACCUCUCAUCAAGUACCUGAGAGACCAGUUGAAGCUCCCACGAGCUCCAACCCAACAGUCUUAUCAGACUCAUUCUCUAUCUCAACCGGCUUGCACGAUCCACCAGCUCCAGAGAUACACCGAGAAUUAAUACCACUCUCCACAUUUUGCAAACUAUUUCUAGGAGAGCUUUUUUCUUCAGUCGGAAUCUUCGUCUUCAAAACCCAACGGUUCUUUGUGAUUGUACCCAGAACACGACCCAUGCUCCCACUAUCACCAAAUCCCCCGGCUGGCUUAAACUUAGACCCCCGACCACAUUCAACUGACAUCCCCAAAGCACCAGGAUUCAAGUUCGCAAAUUGAACCCUCUUCCGCUUACUAGAUUCAGUGAACCAGACUUUAUGUUGUACAGGGACGGCUACUCCCUCAACAGGUAUCUCAACUAGAUACAACGAUCCUCGUCUCCUCCCAUAGGCAACAACAAGAUUUCCAUCAAUCACCUUCCACUUCCCACCACCAAACUUAACAUCUAGUCCCUGUUUAUCCAGUUGACUAACAGAAAUAAGUUUCUUCGUUAAACCUGGAAUUACCCUGACGUUCUUUAAGUUCCAUGUAGUGCCCAGUGGAGUCUUCAGAUUAACAUCACCCAUACCCGUAACAUUAAGAACAUGACCGUUAGCUAAUUGUACCUUUCCAAAGUCUCCUUUUUUCAGAUUCACCAUCGUCUCCCCGCUAUGCGUGGCGUGAAACGAAGAACCAAAAUCCAUAGCCCAAGAAUCUAUAGACUCUUCACAGCAAACCAGUACGUCACCGUCAGAUUCAUCUGACACAACACUGUUUACAUGCUGCUUACCAUCCUCUUUCUUAGGAUCAGGACACUCGUUUUUAACAUGCCCCUUUUCACCACAGUUCCAGCACCUCACAUUCUUCCCAGCUUUAGCCAAGCUUUUCCCACGACUCCCACUGCUUUUGUUUUUACCUAUUCCCCUGCUAACACUGAGCAUACCAGAAGUAGAUCCUCCACUAGUGUUCCUCCGGCGAACGUCUUCACCCAAAACACUAUCCCGGACCUGAUCAAACUUCAAAUUUCCAGUUCCAGCAGUUUCAGUGACCGUUGUCACAAAUCCUGACCAACUAUCAGGUAAGGAAGAUAACAAAACCACAGCCUGAGUGUCAUCAUCCAACUUCAUGCCCACAGUUGCUAACCCGGACAAAAUUGAAUUGACCUUGUUAAUGUGAUCAGCAACUGAACUGCCUUCGUUCAUUCUCAUAUUAAACAAUUCCCUCAUCAAGAACACCCUAUUACCGGCAGACGACUUCUCAUACAUAUUUGACAGAGCUUCUAACAUAUCACGAGCAGUUGUUUCUUUCAUGAUAUUAAAUGCAACGCUCCUCGUCAAAGCCAAUGUAAUUUUACCUCUUGCCUUUUUGUCCUUUGAGUUCCAAAUUGCCUCGGAAGCUUUAUCCAUUCCAGCAGGUUUUUCUUCCAGUACCACAUCCAAAUCACAUUCACCAAGCAACGCCUCUAUUUGCAUUCUCCACCAAGCAAAAUCAGUACCGUUGAACUUCUCGAUUCGGAACUUCCCGUCUUCAGCCAUAGCAAACGAGAAAAACCAGAAAAAACCACAAGGAACCAAGCAACCGAAACCCGAGCAACUUUCAAUAAACCAGAAACCCGAAGUACCCGAACCAGCGACUUCUCUUGCAAACCCGAGCGUAAAAUCAGCGAAUAACCAGGGUUCAAGAACCGAAACCCUAAUCGCCAAACACCCCAAAACCACCAGAUCUGCAACAGCAAACCCUACGGCGCAAACCCUAGACCUUACGAGCCGUAACCAGAGAAUAGGUACGGGCCGUAAACAAGUCAGCGGCGACGGCAGCAACAGUAGAUCAAGAUCUCUCGUCCGGCUCUCUCCUUCUCCUGCGAUAACCGUGUGAACCGUGUAUUUUGCUGAACCUUUGGCUCUGAUACCACUUGUUAGGGGUAUCGUAUCAGAGUAGGCUCGAGCGGAAGCGGAACAAACACACACACACUAGCAGAAAAUAAAGAACACGAGAAUUUACGUGGUUCGGUCAAGGUGACCUACGUCCACGGGUUGCAACUAGGGUUUUACUUUUAUUAAAUGCUCACAACUGUUUUCAGAAUGACACAGACUACAGUUACAUAAUAGGUAUUUAUAGAACAAGAUUAGGGUUUCCUACUUGGUCAACAAGUUAACUAAGUGGGCCUAAUAACUAGGGCCGGCUAACCCUAACUAGGGCAGGCUAACCCUAAUUUGGGCCGGCUACCCUAAAGCCUACGAACCCAAC
Messenger RNA from Helianthus annuus (common sunflower), 6854 nucleotides. RefSeq names its product plant-specific TFIIB-related protein PTF2. Gene Ontology annotation, biological process: transcription preinitiation complex assembly; transcription by RNA polymerase III; DNA-templated transcription initiation. The record is from RefSeq and is a predicted model, not a curated record. Lineage: Eukaryota; Viridiplantae; Streptophyta; Magnoliopsida; Asterales; Asteraceae. The coding region runs from base 122 to 1645 and encodes 507 amino acids. Gene Ontology annotation, molecular function: RNA polymerase III general transcription initiation factor activity; RNA polymerase III type 3 promoter sequence-specific DNA binding. The transcript has 2 exons. Gene Ontology annotation, cellular component: transcription factor TFIIIB complex; nucleus; transcription preinitiation complex.